This is a messenger RNA of Asparagus officinalis (garden asparagus), 396 nucleotides long. Its product is annotated as serine/threonine-protein kinase SAPK7-like. Gene Ontology annotation, cellular component: nucleus. Bases 1 to 396 code for a protein of 131 amino acids. Gene Ontology annotation, molecular function: ATP binding; protein kinase activity; mitogen-activated protein kinase kinase binding. Gene Ontology annotation, biological process: protein phosphorylation; positive regulation of proteasomal ubiquitin-dependent protein catabolic process; regulation of MAP kinase activity. The record is from RefSeq and is a predicted model, not a curated record. The transcript has a single exon. NCBI's taxonomy places the organism in Eukaryota, Viridiplantae, Streptophyta, Magnoliopsida, Asparagales, Asparagaceae.
AUGGUCGUUGGGGAGUACCCCUUCAUUGAUUUGGAGGACAGGCAGAAUCUGAGGAAGGUCGUGGAGAAGAUUCUGGCGGUGGAUUACAGUAUACCGGACGACUGCCGGGUUUCUCUGCAUUGCAGGCAGCUGAUCUCGUCGAUUCUGGUCAAGGACCCGGAGAAGAGGUUUGGGGUUAGGGAGAUUAGGAAGCACCCUUGGUUUGUUAAGGAUUUGAGGGAGGAGGUGAGGGGGGAUUUGAUGGAUAAGCGGAGGGACCUGCAGAGCGUUGCGGAGAUUAAGAGGAUCGUGGAGGAGGCGAGGGUCGCGCCGAAGGGGGCGUUUGAUGAUGAUGAUGAGGAGGCGGCGGUGAAGGGGACUGAGGAGGAGGCGGAGGAGGUUAGGGAUUCUCACUAG